Cajanus cajan (pigeon pea) is the source of this 573-nucleotide messenger RNA. Its product is annotated as protein TIFY 5A. Gene Ontology annotation, biological process: regulation of jasmonic acid mediated signaling pathway; regulation of defense response; response to wounding. Gene Ontology annotation, cellular component: nucleus. The record is from RefSeq and is a predicted model, not a curated record. NCBI's taxonomy places the organism in Eukaryota, Viridiplantae, Streptophyta, Magnoliopsida, Fabales, Fabaceae.
UUAUAUUGUAUACACUACACCUCCCAUUCUCCAUUUAUUCAUUUUUACUCUCUCUUUCUCUCCCUCUCCCUCACACAACAUGAGGAACACUUGCAACUUGGAACUUUGCCUUUUCCCUCCCUCCAUCUCCCAUCUUCGCCCCUUAAUGGAAGCAGAAGCGAGUGAGAGCCCACAACAACAGGAGCCUCAGCGACCACACCAAUAUCAUCCCUUCACUGUUUUCUAUGACGGCAAGAUUUGCGUUUCAGAUGUCACCGAGUUUCAGGCCAGAUCCAUUCUGAUGGUAGCGAACAAGGAGAUGGAGAGAAGAGUGAUGACACCAACUGGUUCAGAACCAUCUUCUCCAAUGCUGCAAUCACCCCAUAACAUCUAUAGCCCUUCCUCUGGACUUUCCAUGAAAAGGUCGCUGCAGAGAUUUCUCCAGAAGAGGAAGAAUCGAGUCCAAGAAACAUCACCAUACAGUCACUAGCACAUGUUAAAUCAUCAAAAUCAAGGGAAAUCAAAUGAAAUUUGGGUUUACUUGUUGUAAGAGAAUUUGAGUAUGUUUGGUUAAAUUUAUCAACAAAAAAAAAA